Microthlaspi erraticum is the source of this 1635-nucleotide messenger RNA. The record is from the annotation of a GenBank genome assembly. NCBI's taxonomy places the organism in Eukaryota, Viridiplantae, Streptophyta, Magnoliopsida, Brassicales, Brassicaceae.
AUGGGGGAUUCCGAUUUGGCGUCUCCGCUGAUCCAGCGCGAUCAACCAGAGGUUGUUAUCUCAAUCGAUCACGACGGCGACGACUCAGGACUUGAUAUUCCCGCCUCACGAAAACCCCUCGGUGAAAACGACGACGGUCGUGUUUCACGUGGUUUCGAAUUUGACCAUCUCAAUCCAAGUAAUCCUUUCCGGUUCCUCAGCGACGCCGAGCCUCCGGUUCUCGGUCCGACGACGGUGGAUCCAUUUCGGAACGACACCCCUGGAGUUUGCGGAUUGUACGAGGCGAUUAAGAUCGUGAUUUGCCUCCCGAUUGCUCUGGUUAGACUUGUUCUCUUCGGGCUUAGCUUAGCUAUUGGUUACUUGGCUACGAAAUUGGCGCUCGCUGGCUGGAAAGAUAAACACAACCCUAUGCCUCAAUGGAGAUGUCGAAUCAUGUGGAUCACUCGGAUCUGUACCAGAUGUAUCCUCUUCUCUUUCGGUUAUCAGUGGAUACGAAGGAAAGGGAAACCUGCUCGGAGGGAGAUUGCUCCGAUUGUUGUAUCAAACCAUGUAUCAUAUAUUGAACCAAUCUUCUAUUUCUAUGAAUUGUCACCAACCAUUGUUGCAUCGGAGUCGCAUGAUUCGCUUCCAUUUGUUGGAACUAUCAUCAGAGCAAUGCAGGUGAUAUAUGUGGAUAGAUUCUCACAGGCAUCAAGGAAGAACGCCGUGCAUGAAAUCAAGAGAAAAGCUUCCUGCGAUAAGUUUCCCCGCUUGCUGUUGUUCCCUGAAGGAACCACGACUAAUGGGAAAGUUCUUAUUUCCUUCCAACUCGGUGCUUUCAUCCCCGGUUAUCCGAUUCAACCUGUAGUGGUCCGGUACCCCCAUGUACAUUUUGAUCAAUCCUGGGGGAAUAUUUCUUUGUUGAUGCUCAUGUUUAGAAUGUUCACUCAGUUUCACAAUUUCAUGGAGGUCGAAUACCUUCCAGUAAUCUAUCCCAAUGAAAAUCAAAAACAGAAUGCUGUGCGUCUCUCGAAGAAGACAAGUAAUGCAAUUGCAACAUCUUUGAAUGUCGUCCAAACAUCCCAUUCUUAUGGGGACUUGAUGAUACUCAACAGAGCAUCUGAGUUAAAGCUGGAGAACCCCUCAAAUUACAUGGUUGAAAUGGCCAAGGUUGAUUCGCUAUUCCAUGUAAGUAGCGUAGAGGCAAUGCGGUUUUUAGAGACAUUUUCUUCCAUGAAUCCGGACUCAAGUGGACGCGUUACGCUACAUGACUUUCUCCGGGUUCUUAGACUGAAGCCUUGCACUCUUUCUGAAGGGAUAUUCGGGUUCAUCGAUGUGGAGAAGGCCGGUUCAAUCACAUUCAGACAGUUCUUGUUUGCAUCGGCUCAUGUAUCGACACAGCCACUGUUUCAGCAAACAUGCGAGCUAUCCUUUUCCCAUUGUGACGCAAACGGAGAUGGCUACAUCUCCAUCGAAGAACUUGGAGACGCUCUCAAACAGAGAAUGCCAAACUUGAACAAGGACGAGAUUCGGGAGAUGUACAGUUUGUUGGAUGAAGACAAUGAUGAAAAAAUCAGCAAGAGUGAUUUCUUGUCCUGCUUUAGAAAAAACCCUCUGCUCAUAUCUAUCUUUGCUCCUAACUCUGCUCCAACAUAA